Molecule: messenger RNA, 614 nt
Organism: Pseudophryne corroboree (corroboree frog)
Lineage: Eukaryota; Metazoa; Chordata; Amphibia; Anura; Myobatrachidae
Gene: NDUFB6
Product: NADH:ubiquinone oxidoreductase subunit B6
Exons: 4
Coding region: 142-531 (129 amino acids)
Biological process (GO): mitochondrial electron transport, NADH to ubiquinone; mitochondrial ATP synthesis coupled electron transport
Source: RefSeq, a predicted model, not a curated record
GUCUUAGGGUAGCGUCUAGUUUCAGAGCUGACGUGACGUCAUCGGUGUGCGCUCAAGCUGCUGAGCGGUGUGUGUCCUCUGUAAGCUGUUGAGGAGUCACACACAGGGAGGGCACAGGGCUUUGGACAGCGGGGAGCAGACAUGUCGGUGAGCCCGGCUGAUGAGAAGCUCCGGCAGCAGCAGCUGAGAGUUCUCCGGAGGAAAUGGCUGAAGGAUCAGGAGCUGAGUCCCCGGGAGCCUGUCCUGCCCACCACCAAGCCAGGUGUCAUGCAGAGAUUCUGGGGCAACUUCCUGCAGAAGAACAGCCUGUGGAGGAACUACACCUUCAGAACGUAUAAUCUUGGUGUUACAGCUGUGACGAAAAUUCUAAUACCAGCCUGGAUCAUUCAUUACUUUAUUAAAUACCAUUUGGAGACAACACCCUAUGCCAUUGUUUAUCAAAAACUUCGUGUGUUCCCAGGUGAUGUCAUUCAGGAGACUGGAGAAGUUAUUCCACCACUUGAUGAGCCAAGCAAUAAACAUCAUCAUUAACAACAACUGUGGCAAUUUCAAUGUUUUUGUAAUAUGCCAGAUGUCUAAUAUACAGCACACCUAAAUAAAACAUUAAAAAAAUA